ACGCAUGCGCCAACGCGGCAAAGGGGGCUGUUUUUUCUAACCAGAAGGCGCGGUUUGAUCCGAACAUCAAACGACAAAAUCUGCAGCGCGUGAAUUUUCCGGGGAAGUGGGUCGGUGAAGUUUUCCGUCUGCUGCUGCGAGCGUCUCUGUGACAUUUCACGGCGGAUUCGUGUCAUGCACACGGAGAAAUAGUCCGGACCGUAGACGUUACCGAGCUAACGGGGCGAACCCUCCUGAGCCCUGCGUCUUCAGCUGAAGCUGCGAUCGGUCGAUAACGGCAACAACAACAAGACUUAACGGGGGAAAAAUGUCUGAAAAUUCGGUUUUUAUCAGGCUGGAGCCGGGCGCCGAGGGGACGGGCGUGUUCCCGGUGGUUUUGAAGAAAAUCAUGGAAAUGCCUCCGCCGAACAUACUGGAGGGAGAUGAUGACACAGACAAGGAGAAGCUGGGUCUUGGAGAGAACGCAGACCUGAGCGUGGGAGGGAGCGACAUGGGCCCGUCGGCCGCGCUGACCCCCGCCAUCUGGGACAAAACCAUUCCCUACGAUGGCGAGACCUUUCACCUGGAGUACAUGGACCUGGAGGAGUUCCUCAUGGAGAACGGCAUCCCCACUUCCCCCGGCGAGGACGCAGAGGAGGCAAACGUGGCCGAGAAAGCCAAGGUCACAGCUUCUCAGUCCAAGGUCGCCAAGCCUGCAAAAGUGUCUCCAGUGAGCCUGAUGCCCGUUCAGGAGCUGGACAAGUGUGACAACGAGGUGGUGAUCAUCAACAAGACGGACGCCGACGCCACCUGCGAUGUCGUAACAGAGGUCACCACCUCGAAGGACAGAGUGACGCCCGAUCCCAUCGACCCCGAUGAGAUCGAGAUAGAUGUCAACUACGACCCCGACCCCACAGACCUGGUCCUGUCCAGCGUACCCGGGGGGGAGCUGUUCGACCCGCGCAAGCACCGCUUCAGCGAGGAGGAGCUGAAGCCGCAGCCCAUGAUCAAGAAGGCCAAGAAGGUCUUUGUGCCCGAGGAGCAGAAGGAUGAAAAGUACUGGCAAAGGAGGAAGAAGAACAACGUGGCGGCCAAACGCUCGCGGGACGCCCGCCGGCUGAAGGAAAACCAAAUCACGGUCCGAGCCGCCUUCCUGGAGCGGGAAAACGCGGCGCUGAGGUCGGAGGUCGCAGAGCUGCGGAAGGAGUGCGGCCGAUACAAGAACGUCGUGGGUCACUACGAGGCCAAGUUCGGAACCCUUGCGGUGCCAGACGACGAGUAGGCAGCGCUCGAUUCGUUCAUUUAUUCUGGUCGAUGAAUAAAUAAGCCACUGGCGUGUUCACGGGAACGCUAAAGUCGGUGAGAAGACGGCGAGGAGGAAGAGAAGAGGGCGUUACCAUGGAGACGCAGUGGCUUAUUGGGAUAUCACCUUUCUUUUGUGUGUUAUUGCUGAGAGGAAUGUGAGGAUGUGUAGUUGUACGCGUGGGGCAGACGGUGUGAUGCUUUUAUUUUGAAACUGCUUUGAGGAUUGUGACUUUUUAUUCUCCAGUUUUAGUUUCUGAUUUUCCACAUAUCGGAUUGUACGACAAAUUUUGCCUUUUCCCGCCUCCUGUGACUUUAGACUGUGACAUUUCCAAUAAGCUUCUUCAGGGGACUUAAGCGCCGCGGCGGUCAAAGCUGUGGACGACCAGAGCGCCGCUUCGGCCCGCAGGAACUCCACCUUCACCCGUCCGUCUAUAGGUAGUCGUAGGGUCAGACGCGCGGGCUGUAAAUACUUUUUUCUGUUUGUAGUCUGAAUCCAUUCUUUGAGACGUGUGGAUAAUCAAACGCCAGAGCUUCUGCUCGACCUCCUGCCUCCAUCAUCCUGGUGCCUCAGUUUCUCUGGGUUUUAUUUUUUAUUUUUUAAUGUACAAAAGAAUGGGGGGGGGGGGUCUUCUACUUGAAGUGUCUUUUACGUCUGAAGCCGUUUCAACGCCGACUCAGCAGUUUAGACCGGAGCAGCUGAGGACGGCGAUGGCUGAAGGGAAAGAAAGCUGCGUUUUCUGAGGCUGUGCUUCCAUCCGUGUCUCCACUCUGUUUUACACUUUACUCUGUCCAAAGCAAAGAUCGAUGCUUUCACAGCAAACUUCGUUCGUCUUUUCUUUGAGGCGUUUCCAACAAUAAGCUAACUUUUCAUAACUAGUUCUGCUUCUCUGGAACAGGUCAGUUUUGUUCUCUUCCUAGUUUUUGUACAGAAACAUUUUGUUUUCUGGGUCUGAGUGUACAUAAAUGUGUAAUAAAAACUUCUGAAUAAAAUGCUGAUAUUCAAAGGUU
Messenger RNA from Oryzias latipes (Japanese medaka), 2292 nucleotides. RefSeq names its product TEF transcription factor, PAR bZIP family member a (gene tefa). Gene Ontology annotation, biological process: regulation of transcription by RNA polymerase II. The record is from RefSeq and is a predicted model, not a curated record. Gene Ontology annotation, cellular component: nucleus. Lineage: Eukaryota; Metazoa; Chordata; Actinopteri; Beloniformes; Adrianichthyidae. Gene Ontology annotation, molecular function: RNA polymerase II cis-regulatory region sequence-specific DNA binding; DNA-binding transcription factor activity, RNA polymerase II-specific.